Molecule: messenger RNA, 1847 nt
Organism: Mauremys reevesii (Reeves's turtle)
Lineage: Eukaryota; Metazoa; Chordata; Testudines; Geoemydidae
Gene: AREG
Product: amphiregulin
Exons: 6
Coding region: 89-751 (220 amino acids)
Biological process (GO): epidermal growth factor receptor signaling pathway; positive regulation of mitotic nuclear division; positive regulation of cell population proliferation
Source: RefSeq, a predicted model, not a curated record
GCGGGCAGCUGGGGCCGGGAGCUGAGCGCGCACAGGGACCCAGCCCCGCAGUGAAGCCGGCCGGGAGGCCCGCACGCCGCCGUCUCCGAUGCGAGCCCUGCUGCUGCUCUGGGCGCUGGCCUGGCUCUCCGGGUGCCACCCUGCUGCUGGAUUAGGACUAAAUGCGACAGAGCAGGAGGAAAAUGUGCCACAGACACUGGACCACAGCGUGGAUGGGAGCACCAUGCCCUCAGGAAUUGACUAUGAAGAUAUUGAAGACGACGAGGAGGAGGAGGACCCAGCAGUGCCUCUGUACAUUGUAGAUGAUUCGAUUAAAGUUGAACCUGUGAUUAAACCCAAGCAAACAAAAACAGAUCGGGAAAAGAAUCCUGACAAAACAAAAAGAAAGAAAAACAAAGGAAAGAAAAAUAAGAAGAAAGGGACACCAUGUGAAGCAGAGUACAAAAAUUUUUGCAUUCAUGGUGAAUGCAAAUACCUAGAAGAACUCAAAGAAGUAACAUGCAAAUGUCGUCAGGAUUAUUUUGGUGAACGCUGUGGUGAACAGUUCAUGAAGACUCAAAAGAGAAACGAUAUCGGCAACUAUUCCACAACGAUAUUGGUGGUGGUAGCUGUUCUGCUGUCCAGCAUCAGCUUCAUUGCAAUUGUCGUCCUUGUUAUAAUGCAGGUCAGGAAAACGUAUCCUCGAUGUGAAGAAAAGGAGGAAAGAAAAAAGCUCAGACAAGAGACUGGAAAUGGCCAUGUUGGCGUGUAAAGGAGAGCGCAGAACAUGAAGCUGAAACAGUCUGCAGCUUCGGCAAAGAACUCCUUCAGGAAGACGCAUGUAGGAGAUGGCCAGUGUUGGAGCUGUUACCCAGAGGCCCCACUCAAUCAACUUGGAUCCUGUAAGGAGGCUUCUGAAGAACAACUUGAUGCUGAGAAGCUGGCUGGGCUGGGCUGCUGCCAACACAUCCUGGCUGCCCAACGUGGAGGAUGUUGCAACUAGAGGGUUAAAAGCACCACUGUCAGGAGCUAUGUGGGAACUGCUGCCAGUGGGCCCCAUCCAGUCAUUGAUGGAAGACUGCCAUCUUUCUGCUGCUACCUGGAUAACAUUCCUUUUGACUCUUGCUGUUUGCUGCAAAUGUCCUGCAGUCAGGCUUGUUGUUGAAAGUCUCCAUUUAAGGGGGAUCAUGGCUUUAAGGAGAACAGAGGGCUUGUUGCCCCUCUCUGCCUCAUCAUUACACAAAAGGAAGUGGGACAAGAUUUGAUUACGAUUGUUCCCCAGACCUUCCUGACUGGAGGUGCACUACAGGUGUGGGGGCGAGCUUUCUUCUCCCACCCCUGUGAUCCUAUGUGCUGUAUCUGCUUUAUUAGCAGCAGACCAGGAAUCUGAAGGCUUGUCUGCACCAGAGGGGGUGGAGUUCUAGUCUGCACUAGACUAACUGGUCUGUGUUGACCUUGCUGGUGUAUGCUACAGGUUCCCUAGUGCAGAUUGACAUAAUCCUGUAUAAAGCAUCAAUGUGCACUGGGAAACUUGUAGUGCCAGCAGGGUCCACGUAGUCCAGUUUGCACAUGACAUACUAGUGCAGACUAAAGCAUGGUGUAGACAAGCCCUGCCACAGGUUCUUCCCCAAACUCCACUCGUGAUAUCUCACUGAAGUUUCCUUUUGUUACAAACCUGGGCCCUGAUCCUGCGAACACUUAAGCAUGAGUAAUUCCAUUGACUUCAAUGGGACUAUUCAUAUGGGUAAAGUUAUGCACACGUUUGCUGGACUGAGUGAUUGCUUUGGAGUUUCAAUUAGAAUCAUAGAAUAUUGGGGUUGGAAGGGACCUCAGGAGGUCAUCCAGUCCAAUCCCCUACUCAAAGCAGG